AUGAUGACCGAAAACAGAAUUAGUGCAAUUAAUCACGUCGGAAACAGUAUAAAUAAUCAGAAAGGAGAUGUUGAUAAAACUGUUGAUGACAUGGGAUGGAAAUCAAAAUUAAAACUGCCACCUAAAGACGGAAGAAUAAAAACCAGUGAUGUAACAGACACAAGAGGAAAUGAGUUUGAAGAAUUUUGCCUCAAGAGAGAAAUCCUGAUGGGUAUUUUUGAAAAAGGAUGGGAAAAGCCAUCACCUAUUCAAGAGGCUUCAAUACCCAUUGCUCUCAGUGGUAAAGAUGUACUUGCUAGGGCCAAGAAUGGGACUGGAAAAACGGGUGCAUAUUGUAUUCCAGUAAUAGAACAGGUGGAUCCUAAAAAAGAUUGUAUCCAAGCUUUAAUUGUGGUCCCAACAAGAGAACUAGCAUUACAAACUUCACAAAUCUGCAUUGAGUUGGCAAAACACACUGAUAUACGUGUGAUGGUUACAACGGGAGGCACAAACCUCAGAGAUGACAUCAUGCGUAUAUACCAAAAUGUUCAAGUGAUAAUUGCCACACCUGGUCGUAUUAUUGAUCUCAUGGACAAGCAAGUAGCUAAAAUGGACCAGUGUAGAAUGUUGGUACUUGAUGAAGCUGACAAACUUCUCUCUCAAGACUUCAAAGGCAUGCUAGACUUGGUUAUCUCAAGAUUACCAAAAGAACGCCAAAUCUUGCUAUUCUCAGCCACUUUCCCAUUAAGUGUAAAGCAGUUCAUGGAAAAACAUCUCCGGGAACCAUAUGAGAUUAACCUGAUGGAGGAACUAACACUGAAAGGAGUCACACAAUAUUAUGCAUUUGUACAAGAAAGACAAAAAGUGCACUGUUUAAAUACACUCUUUUCAAAGUUACAAAUUAACCAAUCAAUAAUAUUUUGCAAUUCGACUCAGCGCGUGGAGUUGCUCGCCAAGAAGAUAACAGAGUUGGGCUACUGCUGCUACUACAUCCAUGCGCGGAUGGCGCAAGCGCACAGGAACCGCGUGUUCCACGACUUCCGCGCGGGUUUGUGCCGCAAUCUCGUAUGCUCAGAUCUGUUCACGCGCGGUAUCGACGUGCAAGCCGUGAACGUCGUCAUCAACUUCGACUUCCCGCGCAUGGCCGAGACGUAUCUGCACCGCAUCGGGCGGUCGGGCCGCUUCGGUCAUCUCGGUAUCGCCAUCAAUCUCAUCACGUACGAGGAUCGGUUUGCUCUCCACCGUAUCGAGCAGGAACUCGGCACGGAGAUAAAGCCGAUCCCGAAGGUAAUCGACCCCGCCCUGUAUGUGGCGCGCGUCUCCGAAGAAGAUGACGGCGCGGACAAGUAA
This is a messenger RNA of Pieris macdunnoughi, 1329 nucleotides long. The record is from the annotation of a GenBank genome assembly. NCBI's taxonomy places the organism in Eukaryota, Metazoa, Arthropoda, Insecta, Lepidoptera, Pieridae.